Drosophila ananassae is the source of this 649-nucleotide messenger RNA. RefSeq lists its product as uncharacterized. NCBI's taxonomy places the organism in Eukaryota, Metazoa, Arthropoda, Insecta, Diptera, Drosophilidae. The transcript is spliced from 2 exons. The record is from RefSeq and is a predicted model, not a curated record. Bases 137 to 610 code for a protein of 157 amino acids.
ACUUUCUAAAAUUUAGAUUCUGAAUCAAUAGCUCAGAUAUUUUUUGUUCAGCUGUAUACAGUUCUAUAAAUACUCGCACAAAAAGUAUUCGGUUAUUUUUGGAAACUUUCUAUCAAUAUUUCAGGUCCCUCCUAAAAUGGACAAAACAUCCAGCGCAGAAACCGAUAACGCGGAUAACUAUCAUAGCCAUGCAGGGAAAAUGCAGGAAAAUGUGUCAAAAUUCUAUGAAACUAUUAGGGACAUUUCGAGGAACAUGCGAAAGGAUGAUUGGUCGUACCUCCAACGUCAUCCAGAGGUUAGAGCCAUUAUCCGAGUUAUCGUUAGCGAGGCCGUUAAGGAGAAACCUGAGAAUAUAUAUUUCUUUGCGGCAGCGCUGUUUCAGUGCGAAAACGAAAAGAAAUUAGUUGAUUUGAUCAACAAGCAACUUCAAUGGGUAAACGAACAAUUGAGAGGAGGGGCUUGGAAUCCGGCAGAUGGAGUUUUCAACUUUCCCGAAUCUAGCGAAUCCGAUUUGGAUGAUAAAUGUCCACCUAAACCGAACCCUGCAACGGUCGCUGAAGAUCAAGAUGAAUUAGUAUGUCCGGAAAAUUUUAAGCCUAAAUGUAAUUAGUUUAAAAGUAAAAAUAUAAAAGUAUUUAUUGUUACGCAA